Rosa chinensis is the source of this 2108-nucleotide messenger RNA. Its product is annotated as tRNA pseudouridine synthase Pus10. The record is from RefSeq and is a predicted model, not a curated record. The transcript is spliced from 16 exons. Gene Ontology annotation, molecular function: RNA binding; pseudouridine synthase activity. Lineage: Eukaryota; Viridiplantae; Streptophyta; Magnoliopsida; Rosales; Rosaceae. Bases 68 to 1660 code for a protein of 530 amino acids. Gene Ontology annotation, biological process: tRNA pseudouridine synthesis.
AACAGAACUAAAAACCUCGAGGACUUCCUCGAUCCUCAUAAACUGACCGAACUCAGCACUUCUCGAUAUGGCAACAGAAAUUGCAAAGGCUUCUCCGGCGACCGUCAAUGGCGACGAUGUGGGGGCACUCUACGACGUCGUUCGAGCUCUGCCCAGCCACGCCGUGAUUGAGUUAUUCUCAAUAGGGGUAUGCACCAGAUGCAUUUUGCGGUUGUUUGGGGUCAGAGAGAGCGUGCAUUAUCGGUCUCCUCUAUCACCAUCCACGCUGAGCUCAGUUUUUUCGGAUUCAACCGAUUUGGACAACCACAGUAGUUUAAGAGAGCCGGUGGUUUGUAGGCUUUGUUUAGGAAUCUUGCAGUUUACUUAUUGUGAGGAUAAGGAUAAGAAGGUGGUGAGAAAGGAGAGUGCGGAUGGGUUGGCUGGUUACAUUUCCGACCUGAUUAGGGAACAGGGAUUUGAGAUUGACGGUUUUUCUCUUGAAGUGUCUAUACCACCAGUUAUCCUGGAAAACGAACGCAUUGUUUGGGAUCAUAUGAAAACAAAGUAUGAAUCUGAACAUUGGUUUCAAGAAAGGUCACUGCCUGAAUGCAUUUCUGCAAAAGAUGCUUUGAAAAUUUCUCUUACUGAAACCCUAGAAACAAAGCUGGAUUGCAAAUCAAGCAUAGGCACUUUCCGCAUUCGUUUGACGUACACAUACCCUAUAUCAUCAAAAACAGUUGAGAAUUCUGUUGAGGGGUGCCACGGCAGCAAAAGAAGAAAAACAGGCACACAUAAUGGUUUGGACACAAGAGGUGAUGACAUUAAACGCUCUGGAUUUUCAACAAGUGAAGCUGGGAGUCUGCAAGCUAUUGAAUUGUCGAAAUGUCUGAAGUUACGUCUGGAGCAGACCAAUGAACCUUGCUGUUUGGAGUUCCUCUGUUACCGGACACAAAUAUACUUUGGUGGGAGAUACCUAAAGUACUCGAGAAAUGUAAGUCAAAGCUGUUGGAUUAUUGAUGAUGAAAGAAUGGGAGAAGCAUCUGUUGAGGAAAUAAUGGGUAGCAACAUUCUUCCUAUAUGUCGUGGUGACAAGUACAAAUUUCAUGCUGCGGGCAGAGAAGAUAUUGAUGUUCGGAUGUUGGGUUCCGGAAGGCCUUUCCUGGUUGAGGUACAAAAUGCACGCUAUGUCCCAUCGCAGGAGUCUGUAAAAGAUCUGCAAACAAAGAUAAAUAAUUUACAAAAUAAAUUGGUUGGUGUGAAAAAUCUGAAACUGGUGGGCAGUCAAUCAUGGGAUCUCAUGCGUGAAGGAGAAGCAGAGAAACAGAAGCAAUACACUGCACUUGUGUGGACUUCUCGCAUUCUCAAGGAUGAAGACUUGCAGUCUAUAUCUUCAAUUAAGGACAUGUGUAUUCUGCAAAGGACUCCAAUCAGGGUGCUUCACCGCCGCAGUCCAUUGGAACGUGAAAAGAUUAUACAUUGGAUGAGAAUUGAGAGGAUUGUUGGAAGUUCUCAGUAUUUUCUUCUGCACCUAUGUACCCAGGCUGGAACAUAUAUCAAGGAAUUUGUUCAUGGGGAUCUUGGACGCACCCAACCUAGCUUUGGAUCAAUUCUUGGUACUAGAGCAGAGAUACUGCGACUUGACGUAACGGAUGUUAAAAUGGAUUGUUUUCUCACUGAAUGAGGAAUCGUUCUUAGUGAAAACACUGCUGAAGCUGGAGCUUUAGGACACAUGAAUCAGUGGAACUUUAUGCAGAGGAAAUCAUUCUCGACAUGUUUUUGGUUGACUUCCAUGUAUAACUUAGGCUGAAACAAUUUCUUUUGUUUUUUUUUUUAGCCAGAAACAAUCUUUUAACUAGAUGCAUGGCACAAAGGCAUCACUAAAGCCUAGUGUUUUUGUCAAGGUUUUGGUUAAUGGGCCUGCAGCCCAGGUUUUAGAUAAACUGCCCUGAAGCCCAGGCUUUUAGUUUUGUAGUUAACAGGCAUCUGGCGCAGGUUUUGGUUAACGGUGGACCUCAGACACUGUAUUUUAAUUAACGGGCCUCAGUAACAGUAUUUUGAUAAACGGGCCUUAGGCCCAGCAUUCUGUCAGUAUAUUGAAUAACGGGCUUCGGGCCCAGUAAUUUGGUUAA